This is a messenger RNA of Agrilus planipennis (emerald ash borer), 3931 nucleotides long. It is a transcript of the gene dgo, whose product is annotated as ankyrin repeat domain-containing protein 6. The coding region runs from base 759 to 3053 and encodes 764 amino acids. Lineage: Eukaryota; Metazoa; Arthropoda; Insecta; Coleoptera; Buprestidae. The transcript is spliced from 6 exons. The record is from RefSeq and is a predicted model, not a curated record. Gene Ontology annotation, molecular function: protein binding.
CGAACGAACAAAGACGAAAAUUACCCCGGUUUAAUGUAGUGAGGUUAUUUUUGGCGCCCUACGACCGGAUUGGUGUUGUGACCGAAAGGUGGUCAAGGAUAUGAAUAGUCAGGCAGUGACGGGAACAGUUUGCAAAGACGUUUUGUCGUAGGUUAGAACGAAAAUGUUCAUGAAGCCGACGGACGUUUUCUUCUCGUGGUCGGUCAGACGAACGGGAUGGGCAUUCCAAGAACUUUAAUAAACGAAAGCUUCGACGAUUAUUGUACGACGGCAACCGCGGGUGAACUCGGACGAGUCGGACCUGCGUACUAAAUUCUUAGCAGAUUUUUUUUAAACUACCAUAAGAGUAAUAACACCAAUAGUAGCGUGCUUUGUAGUACCAAAAAAAAAACUAUUCCGCUCAGAGAUCAGUUAAAAUGUGGAACUGUUUGGAACGGAAGCUUUUUUUGGACACAAUGUCGGAGUGGGUUUUUGUUCCUGUUUGUGUGGUUUUUGAUGUGUUUGGUUCGUGCGUUCCCUAGUGUCCAUUUGUUAAUUGUUUGGUUUGUGUUACACAGUUUUGGAAUGCAACAAAGUGUUUAGAGUAGAAAUUGUUGGUGAACAUUGCGGCUAAUAUUUCUUCGAACUAUUUAAACACUAGGUUUGAAUAUUUCAUCCAGUGUUCUUGGAUCAUUUUACAAUUGUAUCAAAAUAAACGGAUAGACUGACCCUGAGGGAGUCAUCCCCUCGAUGGGUACGCUGGAAGUGGGUAGAGGCGCAUGAGCGGUCCCGGCGCCAGUGGCGGCGCGGCUCUGCGUGCGGCGGCGGCAGCCGGGGACGCGUUACAGGUAGGACGGCUGCUGGGGUCAGCCAGGUGCGUUCGUUUCUCCCACGACGAGCAGGGUCGGUCGGCGCUACAUUUGGCAGCUAGCGCGGGACACACCGCCGUCGUAAGAUUGCUCCUGAACGUCGCUGCUCCCAAGGAGGUCGACUCCCCGGACGGCGCCGGCUGUACGCCGCUGCAAAGAGCCGCCGCCGAUGGACAUGAAGAGGUUGUCAGACUUCUGUUGUCUAGGGGCGCAGACAUUGACAAACAAGAUGCAAUUCAUGGAAACUGCCCACUGCACGAGGCGGCGUGGAAAGGCUACAGCAAAACGGUAGCACUGUUGGCCUCUGCAGGAGCAGAUUUGUCCAGGACUAAUGCCGGAGGAUUUACGGCUUUACAUCUUUGUUGCCAAAAUGGACACAAUCAAUCCUGCAGAGAAUUACUUCUUGCAAAUUGCAACCCCGAUCUACAAAACAAUUACGGCGAUACGGCUUUACACACGGCGGCCAGAUACGGACAUGCGGGUGUAACAAGGAUAUUAAUAUCAGCCAAGUGUCGUGUAUCCGAGCAAAAUAAAAAUGGUGAUACAGCCCUUCAUAUUGCGGCAGCCAUGGGGAGGCGGAAGCUUACCCGGAUAUUGCUCGAAGCCAACUGCGACAAAAACAUCAGGAAUAAACAAAACGAAACUGCAAGAGAUAUCGCGCUCAGAAAGGAUCUCAAUGAAAUUUUGAAUAUUCUGGACGAAUAUGUUCCCAAAAGUAAGGAUAAGAAAAAGGACAAGGGGAAGAAGAAGUCUAAAACGAAAGUGACAUUUGACGGGAAGAAAACAGAUAUUACUGAAGGUCUGAUUCGUACAAAGCAUUGGUCACCCUACGGCUGUCAUUACUACCCCGACCCGGAAGCGUUUCCCCCGCCCCGCUUAGACACACUUCCGGACGAGCCCCUGAAAAGAGGCGAACAAUAUUACCUUGAUCUCGCCGGAAAUAUUCGAAAGGGUCCCGUUGGGGUGGGAUACACAUGCUAUUGUGCUCCCCUAUUCCGGCAUCUUGAAGCGCGUCUGGAGAAAGACAAACGGGAAUUACAACGAGCCCAGGUGCGUCUGGGCCAAAGAGUUGCCGGACUUGAACAGAAACUAAACAGAAGCAACCACGGCAGGAGAUCAGAAAGGAUAACAACGUCGAACAAGGAGAGAGAAACGACCGAAUUACAUAGAUCUAGAAGCUUGGAAAUGUUGGACAAGCUGGAUGAAGGAAACCAAUUGCAAACGACAAGGAGUAUGGACGAAUUGGAUUCACCAAAUCAAGAGAACAAUCCGGACAACCGGCCUUCAGUAAAAGAACUUGUCGCGCGAAUUCAACAGCACCAUUCCGAGUCAAAGGAUAAUCAAGAUGGAGAUAAUAGUGAGAGUUCAGAUGACGAAGACUCUCCCUUGCGUUUAAAUACAUGUAGAGGACCGAUGGGAGACUCAAAUUUGGUAUCGUUAAAUCCUAAUUAUGAAAACGUCCCGAAUGGACCUCCACGGAGUCGUGUGGGAAUGUACAGUCCAACUGCCCAAUACGUGGAACCAUCAGUUACAGUAGUUCAACCGAGUGCCCAAAACUCAAACAAAACUCGUACGUAUGUGUCUAGUGCCAUUUUACCAAACAUGGGAACAUUUCAAAAUAAAGACGUCAUGGCGCAUUUACGUGACCAGCCGGCAUCAGCAUGCAUCCAAAGCGUUCCAAAUUUGAGUGGAGGUCAGGGUAGCUCCAGGUAUGGAAGUCCCUACGAACCGCAAGAGCCCAGUUGUUCCAAUGUAACAAGGUAUGGUAAUUCCAACAUCCAUUAUGGUAGUUCAAAUGAAGUAUGUGCUGGAACUUAUUAUGGGAAUGAGGCGAGUGUAGCAACAACUUAUAGUAGAACGCGUGGUGGUUACAAUUCUCCUCAGUUUUUUGAACAGAACGUUUAUUAUGCCGACUCCAAUCCUAAGUAUAACGACCUUCAAGCAAAAUUUGCUCGAUUGAGGUUAUUAGACAGUUCGAAAUUGUAUGAGAAAGGUAAAGGUGACAGUUCUCCUAGUUUCAUAGAUUCGUCGAAAAUAUUCGAAAGUACAACAAGGAUGUUGGAAAACCCACAGGAUGUCAUUGACAGGGACACUAACAACGACUCCGGUUAUUCAACAAAAGUUUAUGGAAGUUCAAAAGGGAACUCGCCAUGUCUUAGCGGCCAGAAUGAAAACGAUUGUUUAGGAUCGUCUAGUCUUGUUUAAAUUGUCUUAGGGUCAAAUCAGCCAUUAAGUAUUUCGUACUUAAAUUUAAUAUAUCUUAGAAAAUGAACUAUUUUGCUUUAUAACGUACGUUAUUUAUUUUUUAUGGAGUUGAAAACGGAAGAUUAAAAAAAGAAUACUUGACGUAAAAACUCGGUGAUGUACAAAGCAAGAAGAACUAACAUUCCUUUCUUAAUGUUUUUCGAUUAUUUUAGAAUUUAGCAACAAAUCUUGUUAUUAUAUAAACGAUAACGUCCCGUGGAGUGCUACUAGCCCUUAUAUUUUUUGUUAAUAAAAUAAAAGUUGCACAGGAUAAUUCUUAGUGAUUUUUUUUAAAAGAUGCCUCACUCCCUACAAUUUAGCAAAGGUACAAAGACGUAAGAAAGACAAGAAGGAUGUUAGAACAAAGAAACUAAGUAGACAAUAAAAACUAUUAUUGUAUCAAUAUGGCUUAUUAGUCAAAAGCUUUAAUAAAAUUUUUGAUGUGUUGUAAAUAAUAGAUUUAAUAAUUUCUUAAGGUGCUUAACUGAUACGUACUUAUUGAAAAGUUCUUUUAAUAAUUAAUAACUCUUGUUGAGCCCUUGAUAAUUUUAUGAAUUGCAGUAAUAUGAGUGAGUUUUAUUUCUAAAUCACGCGGUAGGACGAAAAAGAGAUUCACAAGACCGAAGUACAACUUGUAAAAUUUAUGAACCAACAUUAACACGACUGAAAAUGUAUUUUUCAAUUUAAGGAUUCUAGAAAUAACAUUCACUGCAUUACCUACUGAGUACUUUUAAAUAUUUGUUAUUUUUUUACAAAUACAAAAUAAGUUAAGAUCCUUGUUAACAUACUGUAUCUACUUAUUUGUAUGUACGUCUGCCCACAAUAAAAUUUUAUUUUAU